AUGUCGAACAAUCACCAUGAACCUACAGAUCUUACGAUGGACAAUAUUGUCAGGGCUGAUACCGAUCAGCGCUCGGUCAUGGGGGCGGACAACAUCAUCAAGCCGAAUGCUCAGGCCCAGCAUGCCGCGUCUGAGGAGAAAACGAUGUCUCUCCGCCAGGCUCUGAAGCUAUACCCCAAGGCUAUCGGAUGGUCUGUUCUUCUCUCCUCGACUCUCAUCAUGGAAGGCUACGACCUGGCCCUCCUUGGUUCGCUCUAUGCCUCUCCUCAGUUCAACAUGAAAUUUGGCGUGUGGAAUGAUUCCACAGGGGAGUACGCCUUACCGGCGCCAUGGCAGUCCGCACUAUCUAACGGUGCCCGGGCCGGCGAAGUUAUUGGUCUCCUCAUCAAUGGCAUCGCCUCUGACCGGUUUGGCUACCGCAAGACACUGAUCGCUUCGUUAAUGGCGAUGAUCGCCUUCAUCUUUGUUAUUUUCUUCGCUCCUAAUGUCCAAAUCCUCGUCCUCGGGGAGGUGCUAUGCGGCAUACCAUGGGGUGUAUUCCAGACCCUGAGUACAGCAUACGCUUCCGAAGUUAGUCCGGUCAUCUUGAGGCCAUACCUAACCACAUUCGUCAACAUGUGCUGGGUCAUGGGCCAGUUCAUUGCUGCUGGGGUCAACCGCGCUUCUGUCACUCGGGGUGACCAGUGGGCUUAUAAGAUUCCCUUUGCGAUACAGUGGGUCUGGCCACCACUGAUUCUUGCUGGAGUUAUCUUCGCACCAGAGAGUCCCUGGUGGCACGUUCGCCAAGGUGACAACCAGGGAGCCAAGCGAGCGCUGCUGCGACUGACUUCAAAGAAUAACCCGGAUUUCGACCCGGACGAGACCAUCGCCAUGAUCGAGCAUACCAAUGAGCUUGAAAAGUCUCUGAAGGCUGGAACUACGUAUUGGGAUUGCUUCAAGGGAGUUGACCUUCGACGAACCGAGAUUGUCUGCAUUCUUUGGUUUGGUCAGACACUGACCGGCCAGAACUUGAUGGGCUACUUUUCAUACUUCAUGUCGCAAGCUGGGAUGGACACAGUUCAUUCUUUUGUUCUAAGCCUUGCUCAGAUGGCACUCGGCUUAAUCGGAACAGCGGGAUCAUGGUGGUUAAUGUCCAAAGUUGGUCGGCGGACUAUCCACCUCUGUGGCGUCACCACGCUGUUUUCUAUCCUACUCAUCAUUGGCUGCAUCUCUUUCGCGAGGACCAACGCGUCUCUAUGGGCCACUGGUGCCAUGCUCAUCACCUUCACCUUCUUCUACGACUUCACCGUCGGCCCAGUCACAUACUCGCUCAUUUCCGAGCUCUCCUCCACCCGCCUGAAGGCCAAGACCAUCGUCUUGGCCCGCUCGCUCUACAACAUCAGCAACAUUGUCGUCAAUGUGUUGACGAACUAUCAGCUGAGCAAGACUUCGUGGAACUGGGGCGCCCGUACGGCGUUUUUCUGGGCUGGUACUUGCGGCUGUGUUAUGGUUUGGGUGUACUACCGCCUCCCCGAGCCUCGAGGCAGGACUUACGGAGAGCUGGACCUGCUCUUUGAGCACCGUGUGUCAGCUCGCAAGUUCAAGAGAACCACGGUUGAUCCUUAUGGCCAGGAGACGGGAACACCAGUUGUGACCAAAGCAAAUCUCGAGGGCAAAAAAUGA
Molecule: messenger RNA, 1662 nt
Organism: Diaporthe citri
Lineage: Eukaryota; Fungi; Ascomycota; Sordariomycetes; Diaporthales; Diaporthaceae
Exons: 3
Coding region: 1-1662 (553 amino acids)
Biological process (GO): carbohydrate transport; transmembrane transport
Cellular component (GO): membrane
Molecular function (GO): carbohydrate:proton symporter activity
Source: RefSeq, a predicted model, not a curated record